Molecule: messenger RNA, 4861 nt
Organism: Trifolium pratense (red clover)
Lineage: Eukaryota; Viridiplantae; Streptophyta; Magnoliopsida; Fabales; Fabaceae
Product: protein RDM16-like
Exons: 2
Coding region: 394-1731 (445 amino acids)
Biological process (GO): mRNA splicing, via spliceosome
Cellular component (GO): U4/U6 x U5 tri-snRNP complex
Source: RefSeq, a predicted model, not a curated record
ACACAAUUCUUCAUCUCUCACACACACGAUAGAAUAGAGUAUCUCCAUUCUACCAAAAAAGAAAGAAUAGAGUGAGUAUCUCCGAAACCCUAGUAUGGACGUCACCCCAGAUAGGCGAAAGAGAGUUCGACAUUCCGAAGGUGACUGCGAUGACCACCGCCAUCAUCGAUCUGACAGGAAUGCCAAACGCGACCGCAAAACCAGGGACGAAAGAGAGGGUACCAAAUUGAAGAAGCGCGAUCAAGAGAUAGAAGAUGAUUUCGAAAACGGUGGUGUUGCUAUGAGAUCACCACCUGCUGCUGCGGUGUCUCCUCCUCCUUCCUUUCCUAUUAAGAUUCAAUUGCUGGAAGCCUCUCUAUUCAUGCCUUAGCUAAGGCAAAGAAGGUUUUACAAAUGCAAAAAGACUUGUCGGAGAAGCUCAACAGAAUUCCUCCUCCAGCUACUACUGGUGUCACAACUAAGGCUGCUCAUGUUCUUCGUCUUGACGCCCAUGGACGGGAAAUAGAUCAACAUGGGAAUGUUGUUGUUAAUGUAACUAAGCCAACCAACCUCAGCACAUUAAAGGUCAACAUUAAUAAACACAAGAUAGAUGAUGCAUUAUUUGAUUCUAACCCUCAUUUUGACGACAGUAUUGGCAUCAACAAAACAAAGCUCAUGCGCCCCAAGAGGACGAAUUUUCUGUUUGUCGAAGAAGGAAAAUGGUCAAAACAUGCUGAAUCAAUAAAGUUGAAGAGUAAAUUUGGAGAAGCUCAAGCAAAAGAGCACAAGGCCAAACAAGCACAGCUAGCAAAGGCAAAACCUGCUUCUGAUAUAAAUCCCAACUUAAUAGAAAUUACAGAGAGAGAUGUAAUGAAAGAAAAGCUGAAGGAUCCGAUUCCAGAAGUUGAGUGGUGGGACGUGGCACUUUUGCAUUCUGGAAAUUACGGUGACAUAGACCAAGAUAAACUGAAAAUGGAAAAAAUCACCUUUUAUGUGGAGCACGUUCGUCCGAUUGAACCACCUGUUCACCUUGCCCCUCCACCACCUCAACCUCUCAAGCUAACCAAACAGGAGCAAAAGAAACUUAAGUCCCAAAGGCGGAUAGCUAAGGAAAAGGAGCGACAAGAGAUGAUUAGACAGGGUGUCAUAGAACCGCCAAAACCAAAGUUGAAGAUGAACAAUUUAAUGAAAGUGCUAGGGGCCGAAGCAACUCAAGAUCCCACUCGGCUUGAGAAGGAAGUACGUAAUGCAGCUGCUGAGCGUGAGCAGGCUCACAUAGAUAGGAAUAUCGCACGCAAGCUUACUCCUGCCGAGAAGCGUGAGAAGAAGAAAAGGAAGCUGUUUGAUGACUCAAAUACACCGGAUAGACUUGUGGCAAUUUACAGGAUUGACGACCUCUCUCAUCCACAGACUCGCAUUAAAAUUGAUCGGACUGCUCAAUAUAAUGAGUUGACCGGAUGUGCUGUGAUUUAUGAUGGUAUUAGCGUUGUCGUGGUUGAAGGUAAAACCAAGACAAUUAAGAGGUAUGGAAAACUAAUGCUCAGACGUAUCAAUUCCGAAGAUUCAAAUGAUGACAAGCCUGCCAACAAGUGUGUUCUGGUGUGGCAAGGAAAUGUUGUCAAACAAAACUUCAAUAAAUUCAGUGUUCAGGCUUGCAUCACUGAAGCAGCUGCUCGAAAAGUGUUUGUGAAUGCUGGGGUUCCUCAUUAUUGGGACCAUGCUGUUAACUAUAAAGAUGGCGGUGCUGCUUGAAUUGUCUUCUAAUGUUUUUGGUCAAUAUUAUUAGCAUGGUUAGCCAGUCCGACUUAUUGUAAUUUUGCACAGAUUUUUUUUUAAUAUAAAAACUAACCUGAUAAUAACUGAUUUGAAUAAAUGAUUAAUCUAUAGAUAUCAGAUCCUUUUUUAUGUAUUAUCUUUUAUAUUAGGGAGUAAUAGGGUUGCUCAUUGUAUAAUUGUGAACGUCGUACUUGAUCUUCCUAACAAAAUCAGAGAGUACUCUUUGACUGCCUGUAGACGGUCCGGUGACAUGGACCAAACAACCUAAAUCUAUCUAGUUCUUCAUUUUUUCCAUUUGAUCUAUUGCAUGAUUUAUUCUUGUCUGUUAUGUGUAUGUUUCAUUUGUAACUUAAUAUUCUUGUGUAACAACAUGCAGAUACAAAAGAAAAAGAUAUGAGAAUUGUGCAGCCUCAUCCUAAGACAGAUGUUUCUUGUACUUCGAUGCUAGGUGAGCACGUCAUGUGUACAUAUGUAGGUUCAGUGGCAUGCGACUCUUUGCAGAAUGCAAAUAUCUCCGGACCAACACUCAAUUUCUCAACUUCUUAUUAACGAAGAGAAAACAAAAAGAGAGCCUACACAGAUACCAUACUUGAACAAUAAGAGGUAACUUAAACAACUACAUAAAACAUAAAUAAAUAAAACAUCACAAAAUCUUCAGGUUUAUCUCUUUCUUUUUCCCUUUUCUUUUAAUUGAAAUUAUACUUUACCCCUCAAUAUAUGUUUUUUGGUGCAUUUUAUCCAAUUUCAAUAUGAAAUAUUAAUUCUGUACCAAACUAUGAAACUAUUGUGGUUUGAGUUGAGUGUCAAGUUGUUUGGGUCUGUAAAGCAUAUAUAUAUAUAGGGCCUGUUUAGUUAGAUAAACAACUUAAUAUUAGUGCUUAUGUAUAAAUCUUAAUGAUUUAUACUGAAGUGGUCUACAUAGGGACUUCACAGUUCCCAAUAGUGAUGUGGGACUUUCUGAUAAUUCUUAAUGAUUUAUAAUACUCAAGUGUUGUGCUGUGACUUUUUUAUCUUGGAACCUGGUUUUGGGACAUAACUCAUAAGUCAGUACUUGUUACAUCAUUAGGAUUUCAUGACACUCUUAGUUGAUGCAUUGUAUUUUGGCCUGUUUGUUUGUAGCAGCGUUUAACCAACAUUACAAUGAAACGUGAGUUUCGGAUUUGAUGAUUUUUGUGCUGGUUCAAGAAAGGAAAAAAUUAAGGGGUUUUAUAACAGUUUUUAUAACCUUAACCGUAGUUUUUAAACUCUAGAGUUUACUCAUAAUCAUACAAGUUUAUGACUCCUAGAUUAUAAAUAUAAAAUUGUAUAUGUAUAAACUCAGGUAAAUUCGUUUAGCCUCAAAUAGACUUGAGAGUUUUACAAUGACACUGACUGAGUGAUUUUUUUGAAACCCAAAUUAUAACAACCUAAUAAUAAGACUUUGUUAUGUACAAAACAUUAACUUCAUAGUUGUAGCACUCAACUCCAUAAAAGCAUCCAACAUCCGAGCAUGAACCCAUAUGCAAUGGAGGUAAACGAUGUUGUAGUGAGUCUCAACCUCAUAGCUUCAACACAUACAGAGUCAUGGACCAUAAAGCAUGAACAAACUCAUCAUUGCAAAUUUGCAAUGAACCCAACAGAACAGUGAGUUGAAUGAACCCGACUCUGAUGUGUUGACACUUGAAAUAUAGCUCUACUGAGCUAAAUCUAGCUCUCCAGUGAGAUGUUGGGCUUUGUGUUCUAGUCUCACGAGUUUACAAAUAUUGACUUGAGAAUUUCACAUACUUUACCGAAGAGCCUUUUUUCACGUGUGAAAGGCAAGGAACACUUCAAAAUAGUUGUUGCACUAGUGUUCAAUAGUUGUUGCACUAGUGUUCAAUUCCAUACUUCCUCAAAUACCAUUAUAACUCGUAGUCUGCAAUCUGCAUCCUUCAGUGCUGUUUUUAUAUAAUAGUUAUACUAAUAUUGGUGGACAUUGAGGUUUUUGUCUUAUUUGAAGAUUUGUGGUUUCAUGUUUAUCUUGUAUUAAUUUCAUAUGUUGUACUAUAGUAAUGUUGUGUCCUACGAAUCAUGAUCUAGAAUUUAGAUAUUUUUUUAAACGACCAAUGUUAGUAUUUAGUUGUUAGGUUAGUAUUUUGUUCCUUCACUAGGGUUUGAAUGCAGGUCCUUCUAUUCCUUUAACCCUUAACUCAAACCAGUUAAGCUAUCCACCCCCAUCUAGAAGUUAUCGUAUUCAUGUGGACAUGCUAUAUUGUAUUUCUUUGUGGUGUCAUAUUUGUAGCUGUGCUAUGCCUUUGUUAUUAUCCAACAAAGAGGAAUAAGGUUAUUAUUGUGUGAGAAACAACAAAAGAAAAGUAGAGAGAAGAGUGAAAAUAUGCAGCAACAACACCAUUCCCGCAGCAGCAUUUUCUGCUCAAAUCAGUCCCAGUAAAUUGCAGAUCUCUCACAAUUUAACCGUUGGAUCGUCCUGAAACUUUGACACAAUGUUCAGGACGCAUAGGAGCACAUUUUGACCAUUGUGAUUUGGAUUUGGAGCUUUCUAAGCCAGUCUGUCGAGUCAUUUUCUGAGGUACGAAAAUAUGGUUUUUGGGUUGUUUGUCUCUCUUGAUUCUUGUUGUAUUCCAAGAUUGGUUGUAGAUCUUGAUGAUGUUUAUGUAUACCUCUAACUAGUGUUGGAGAGAACUUGUUUGUAUCCAUUGUUGAUUAUAGUGGAGAUUUAAAGUGGCCUAAAGAUCCCGUGAUUUUUUACUCCUAGUUAACGGAGGUUUUUCCAUGCUAAAAUUGUGUUGUGUUGUUUUGGUGUGUUUUGUUAAUUUUUCGUUGCAUUUAGUAUUUGGGAGAGAUUGAAUUGUUCCGUUGCGUUUGUGGUUUUCUCCCAACAUGAUAUUCGUGAGUUAUAAAAGAACCGGCAAUUAAAAUUUCCAGAACAAUAUGUUAUAAAUGUAUUAUCUUUUGAAUUUGAAAGUUACCAAAAUCUAGUAAGUUUUUCUACAAUCUAAUCAAGACAUCGAAAGAUAUACUCAAAAAAAAAAUCUUCCUGUUCCUGUCCUAAAAAACUACCUUAAUAUCGGCAUGAAAGUUGAAACCAUAAUCUCAAUUAAUUCUCAAGUGCCAUUAACAUGUGGAU